CUUGCUUGCACCUUGGCGUUUUUCUUUCGCCUGGCCUGGCGCGAUGGCAAGGCAAUCAGGGCGUCAUGUCGGUGGGAUCAAUGGCGCUUUAUUACAGAAAGGCUGGCAGAAGAUUGAGCAACCUCGCGGCGACAAUGUUGCUUGCAGGAAAAAGAGCUUGCAUGAUCCUCUACCCACACAGGCGCCUGGCUGUUGUCCUUGCUGGCUGCUGCGCCUUUACAUUGAUUGGGACCAUGUGCGCAUACGGCGGCGAACGCUUUGAGAUUCACCUGGCGCAUAGCAAAACCAUUUACUUUGUUGUCGAAGCCGGGUGGGGCAGCUCUAUAAUACGAGGAGAGAUGGUCGCCGAAACAAUGAAGAUCUAUUGCAAGAACAACUCUCUGCCUUGGCAUGUGGAGAUCUUGACCCUGAAUGGCCGGGACCAGUGGUCUGUUUUGCCGUCCUUGCCGCACAGGCCAAAACCAGAUGCUUGCAUUAUGGUGAAACAGCCUCGUUUGUAUUGGGACACGGUGUUGGACUGGUGCAGGACACAUGGCGCCGUGCGCUUUGUGGAUGUUUUGGACCAAAUUCCUUUGCUGGAACGAGUCACGCUGGGCCGCAACAUGGACUAUGACUUCGAUGGCUACAUAAUGCAGUCCCUUGACUUGAUGACGCAGGUGAACGCCUACAGUCCUGAGAUUCUAACAUUGACCUUGUACAAUCAUCACACGAACUCCGGCUUUGUGAGUGACGAGUCCAUGCUUGAAGAAGUCGACACGGUGGGGCUUUAUUCACCUGGCUUGCAUUUCCCUCCUGAAAGUAUUCUGAAAAGGCUGGCUGCGGCCGUGUGUUCGAGUGAAGCUAAGCUUUUCUUGGUGUUUGGGCACCAAAACGACACGCACGCGUCAUUCACAUGCAACCAGACAACUCAAAGGCGGCUGCAGGUGAACAACACACCCUCCUUGGACAAGUAUUUGGCUGAGCAAGUCCAAUAUCACGACUCCAGCAAUCUGCUGAGCUCGGUAAAUCUGGGGCUUUUGUGGCCACCGGAUUACAGCGUGACCACCUUGCAGCGGCCUCCUACAAGGCUUUUGCACUGGAUGUCGCAUGGCCUCCCUGUGGCCUUCUUCCCGUACAAGGCUUAUUUGGAGGUGGCCCGCGACGGCGGGUACUUUCUGGACGACGGCACGCUGCCGUCCGCGAGCUCGCCGCAGGAGCUGCAGCGCUUGCUGCACAAACUCUGCGCGAAGACAGAGGAAGGCCGGCACCUGCGGCGCCGGCUCCGGUCAAAAGGUCUUGAAAUUGCCAGCAACCACACGUUGGAAAAGCAGACAGAGCGCCUCGUGCACUACAUGCAACACAUUUUCCGAUCUGUGGCACGCGGCGAUACACCGAAAAGGGUUGGCAUUAUGACCCGUUUUCUUCGCAGACUGAUCGCCGGUCUCCGACGCUAAGAUGUUUGUCAGUUGGGCUCGACAUGGCCUGAGUGAGAUGUGCCCCCAGCAUUGCAGGCCGAGGAUUUCCUGCACCAGAAUCCGCGGAAAGUGC
Molecule: messenger RNA, 1527 nt
Organism: Effrenium voratum
Lineage: Eukaryota; Dinophyceae; Suessiales; Symbiodiniaceae
Source: the annotation of a GenBank genome assembly